Messenger RNA from Maniola jurtina (meadow brown), 2465 nucleotides. RefSeq names its product centromere/kinetochore protein zw10 homolog (gene Zw10). The transcript is spliced from 5 exons. The record is from RefSeq and is a predicted model, not a curated record. Gene Ontology annotation, cellular component: RZZ complex. Gene Ontology annotation, biological process: mitotic spindle assembly checkpoint signaling; endoplasmic reticulum to Golgi vesicle-mediated transport. The coding region runs from base 143 to 2407 and encodes 754 amino acids. NCBI's taxonomy places the organism in Eukaryota, Metazoa, Arthropoda, Insecta, Lepidoptera, Nymphalidae.
GGCCCUUCAGGUUGGAUAAAGGCCCCACAGCAGAAGACAAACAAAAGAUUCCUAGUGAACACCCUCAGGCAUGCAGUGACCUCUAACAAGCACCACACAUCACGCAGCAGUCACAGGAACUCAUACAAUAAGUCCCCCAAACAUGAAAGGAAAUCAGAGCCCCCCAUCAAAAAAGACAGAACAAAACGAAAAUACUAAUAUGGAUACUUAUAAUGUUGAAGAGGUAAUCCAGAAAGUUUUGGACGGUAACAAAACAUGGACUAUACAUGAAAAAAUACCAUCGCUGGUUGAAGAAAUAGAUAAUUUAAAAGCUGAUUUGAAAAUGUUCUUAGAAAACUGUGACUUUAAUAUCCCAUCUAUACUAAAUGAAGCCACAGAUUUGUGUGCGGAAAGCAAAGAUCUAGUGGAAGAAAUGAAAGCUUGUAAAGCUGAAAUCGAGCAGGAAACGAUGGCAGAAAUACUCAAAUCUAUUGAAAAUCAUGAUAAGAUUGCCAAAGAAUUAGAGAUGGUUAAUUUUUCUUUGAACAUAAUCGCUGACAUAGUGCAUUGCGGGACUUAUGUUAAGCUUUUUGAACAGGGCAGAGAGAACCAGAGUUAUUCUGGGGCGGUUGAGUCUGUGUAUGACUUGCUGCAGUUCACGGACCACCCUGUGGAUGGUUUCUAUCAGUUAGACCUGUACACACAAACAAAAAAUACUGGUCAAUUGAUAUUAGACAGACUGUGGCAAGAUUUAUAUCAAGAAUGGGAUAGGAUGGUGACUCAUACUGUCAAACCGGGCACCCGCAAGACAGUUAUAACUUUAAAUAUCACAUUAGAAGAUACAAGAAAUUGUCUCGAUGUUAUAAGAGCUCUGUAUAUAAGCCAGAAGCUUGCUGAUAAAGUAGCAGAAUUCGCCAUCUUUAUAUUAAAGGAGGUUUGUAUGCCUGUCGUUAAAAAUGAAUCAACAGUUUAUGCAGAUUCUGAUGAAGUUAUAACUAUUACUAUAAAUCAUAGUAAACCAAAUAGCAGACCGACUUAUAGUGAAACGAUAGCAAAUAUGAAGUUACUGUUUAAUUUUAUCAACAAUAAAUUUAAUUUAGAAUACACAAGUCACUCGACUUUAAUGCACAUGUUUGGCAAACUAGUGCAAGUGGACUUGUGUAACUUGAUGAUAAAUGAAUGUUUUAUUCAUACUGUACCCAAUAAUAUAAAUGACUUGCAAUGUUAUGGUAAAAUAACUUUAGAUAUAGAAGAUUUUCAACAUUUCCUAGUAAGACUUAAAGUGUUCCCGGACGAAGGGCUAUCCUUUCUUAGUUAUAUGGAGAAUAUAGAUGUUCUUUUUGCCGAUUGUUCAAGCCAGCAUUUCUUAGUGACCGCUCGUGCUAUAAUGCUCAAAGACUUAAGCGUUACAAUGUCGAUAGGACAUGAGAAAAUUCCUGAAGAAACUUUAGCAUCAGAAAAAAAAUCUACAACAGAUAAUGCUACAGAAGAAGCAUUAGACAUAUUUGAAAAGACAAUACCAAAAAGUUUAUUUUAUUUCCCUCGGUGUUUGAUAUCUAAGACAGCACAAGAGCUCCUGGAUUUAGUUUAUGUGAUAAUGGAGCAGGCGGUGCAAUGCUCUGACGUUGUAUGCAAGAAGUUGUAUCAUGCAGUGAGGCUUAUAUUUGAACUGUACGACGCUGUUGUUCCCUAUCACCAUGAGAACUAUUUGCAGACAAUUCCCCAGUAUGUUGCCCUUUUCCACAACAAUUGCAUGUAUCUGGCACAUAACCUGCAGACCCUGGGCGACAAAUGGUUAACCUUAAUGGAAGGCCGCGAGCUGGACUAUGCUAUUGGCUUUGUGGACUUGGUGCAGAAGAUCAGAGAACUGGGCUACAAGCAUCUCACUAUACACAUGCAGCAACAGCGGAAACAGAUACUUGACAAUAUUCGCUCUUCAGACUUGAAUUGUAUUGUAGUGAAAGACGUACUGGGUGACAAUGCAGAGGCAGCAGUGAGGCAGUGUCUGAGGCAACUUCAACUUUUGAAGAACGUGUGGAUCGGUGUCUUUCCUUGCAACGUCUUUACUAAGUUAAUAGCAACACUGGUGAACAUGUUCGUGGACGAACUGAUACACAGAGUAUGCACGGUGGAGGACAUUUCCAUAGAGAUGGCGACGCAGCUCACUGACAUGUACACACUGGUCGUUCAAAAAGCACCACAGCUCUUUACUACACCAACAGAUGUGGACAAAUACGUCAAAUCCUGGACCAAACUGCAGGAGCUAAUCUUCGUCCUCGGUGGUUCAUUGAAAGACAUUGAGAACCACUGGAGCGACGGCACCGGCCCUCUGGCGGUGCACUUCCAGGUCGACGAACUCAGGAGUCUCAUCAAAGCCCUGUUCCAAAACACGCAGUUUCGCGCCAAUUUGCUGUCAAAGAUAAAAUAAGUUCUGUUUUAUCUGUAGUCAUUACUAUUAAUAAAUAUUACGUUAUGUGUUUAAUGGU